This is a messenger RNA of Toxorhynchites rutilus septentrionalis, 5135 nucleotides long. Its product is annotated as zinc finger protein 501-like. The coding region runs from base 105 to 1277 and encodes 390 amino acids. NCBI's taxonomy places the organism in Eukaryota, Metazoa, Arthropoda, Insecta, Diptera, Culicidae. The transcript has 7 exons. The record is from RefSeq and is a predicted model, not a curated record.
GUGUAAGGUCCGCUUAACACUGAUGGAACAUGAUGGAAAAACUAUAUUCGUUGAUGUAAACAAGCGUUGAAAAGCGAGUAAACGGACAGGCAUCUUUUAGCGAAAUGAACGAAGAAGACGAUUCAUCAAUCAUUUCUGUUGGCAAAACAGAUACCCAAAUAAAAAGUGAUUUGGAUGUUUCACAAAAGGAAGUUCCCUUACCUUCGGUUCUUUAUAAAAUCCCUGCGAAGGAAGUUUUGAUAAAAAACCACAUACAAACCGGAGAGAAACCAUUUAAAUGCGAGGAAUGUGAAAAAACAUUUGUCUCAAAAGCUAAUCUGAUCGCGCACGUUCGAACUCAUACGGGUGAACGGCCCUAUUCAUGCACAAAUUGUCCAAAAGCCUUUAGGAAUCCUUCAGCGCUGCGAGAGCACAUUCGAAUUCAUACGGGCGAACGUCCAUAUGGUUGCCUACUGUGUCAGAAGACGUUCACGCAAAUUACAACGCUCAAACAGCACCUUCGAUCUCAUACGGAUGAACGUCCUUUUUCUUGUUCACAAUGUCCGAAAUCGUUCAAAAAUCGUAAAUCGCUCACACAGCACAUUCGAACUCAUACGGGUGAACGUCCCUAUUCGUGUCCACAAUGUCCGAAGACGUUUAUACAACGUACAACGCUCCAACUACACAUUCGGACUCAUACGGGAGAACGUCCUUAUUCCUGUCCGCAUUGUUCCAAAACGUUUACGAAUUCUGCAGCGCUACGCAUACAUAUUCGGACCCACACCAGACACAAGCCUUACGUAUGCGAGCACUGUACGCAAUCAUUUAGUCAGUCCUACAACCUUACCAUGCAUAUUCGCCGUCGGCACAGUAAGCGUGAUAAGAUCGAUAAGAACAAAGAUAGGCCGGGAAAGAAACCACAGGAUACAGAUAGUUCGGGGGACGAAUCGCAAGAUACAGAUGGCUCGAGACAGGAAUCACAGGAUACAGAUAGUUCGGGGGAUGAAUCGCAGGAUACGGAUAGUUCGGGAGAUGAAUCGCAGGAUACGGAUAGUUCGGGGGAUGAAUCACAGGAUACAGAUAGUUCGGGGGAUGAAUCGCAGGAUACAGAUGGUUCGGGGCAGGAAUCACAGGAUACAGAUAGUUCGGGGGAGGAAUCACAGGAUACAGAUGGUUCGGGGCAAGAGUCACAGGAUACAGAGAGUUCGGGGGAUGAAUCGCAGGAAUCAGAUAGUUCGGGGCAUGAAUCACAGGAUACAGAUGGCCCGAGCAGAAAUCCCAAGAGGAGGAAGAGAUAACUAGUCGUGGGGAAAAAUCUUUGCCACCGAAAGCUAUUGGCAAAUAAUCCAAAAGUGGCAAAUGUAUUUGCAUUUCGAGCGAGCGAUUAACGCGCGCCUUAUUAGUUGCUAAUUAUUGAUACUGAGGUUGGUCAUGGGUAGACACAGAAUUUCACAGAAUUCACAGAACAAAUGUAUUGUAAAAUGGGAAUGCUUCCAAUUUUCGUAAAUUUAAACCAUUUUAUAUCAAGCGAGUCUCAGAAAAUUUUCAGUUUGAUUGGUAUCUAAAUCUUUCAUUGUUAAAGUCUGCGAUUAAAUGGAAUUUCUACACAACUAUUGAACACUGAAAUUUUUUCUUAUGCACUGCGUUUCAUAACUAUAGAAUCACUCCAUUUUUCUGAGUUUUCAGACAUUUGUGAGAAGUCGGUUGAAUCGAAGUAAAUAGUGUAGGAUAUAAUAACUGUCUUCAUUUAUAAUGGCGGGUUUACAUUAGGAAGAUCUAUAGCUAUAGAAGGAUUUAUUCACGUGAAAAUAGAUGUAAACGGGUGAGAAUAAAUAUGAUACACUUAUUCGAGGUAUAUAUAACUACAAUAAAUUCAGCAUAUGUAAACGCUGGUGAAUUUCUCACCGCAGUUCUACUUCAGGUGAAUAAAUUCACCGAAAAAGAGAUAGAGGACUCAUUCUAUCUUUCUUGCACUCGUAUUCAUAGGCAAUUGAAUGUGUUUGCUGUCAGCAGAUGUAAACAACGCUCAUUUUUAAAUCAGUUUAUAUUAAUUUGCUCCUGCUCCUGGUUAAUUUAUUGUCAUGACUGAUAAGAGUGAGCAGAAAGAAUUGAUUAGAAUUGAAAUAAAUUAACUGAUCCAAAAUUGCAUUUCACUGCUGAUUAUUCAAGUGGUAGAAAGAUGCACAAUUAAGAAUAAAUAUAUGCAUAUGUAAACGGGUUGUACAUUUAUCAUAACUUGAAAUUGUAUAAAGGAAUUCAUGAAUAUAUCCAUUAUAUAAAUUCACGCUAGUGUAAACGGUUGAUGCGAUUUCUAUAAACCUCAUCAUAUUUUUUCACAUGAGUAUAUCCCUAGUCUAAAUUUACCGUAAGGCUGGUUAUUUCAACUUUAUUGUUGUGUUCAGGCGCGAAACAUUCAAAAAACUAAUAUUCCAGUGUUUCAUAACUAUAGAAUUAGAUGAUAAAACUUUCACUCCUAUACAAAAUUAACGUCAAUUUCACAUGAAUUACAAUAAGUUUCUAAUUCGUAGGGCAUCCUUAGUUCCCAAUCAACUCAAAGAACGCAUUCGGGGUGGUUUCGACCAAGCUGCGCCAUGUUGUAGUGCGUAUCUCGUUCUACGCAGAGGAUACUGCUCGUUUAAGCUAUUUGAAUCAUUCAUACUACUUGUAAGCUGCAUCUACUAUUUGUACGAUGACUCCUCAUAAAUUCUUGGUAGGGUUUUGAUCUGGUAAACAAGCUGACCAGUUCAGUAUCUGAAGCCCCUAUUCAAUUAACCAUGCCAUGACGUUCCGGAUUUGAUGAGUUGUUGCCAAAUUACCCAAUUAUCACAUUGUUUUUGAUGCAGAAACAGCAGUAAAUGAUUCUGAAAUACUUCGUUGCACUCCUGACUGUUCAUUCGUGUUGAUGGUAAGCUAUCUAAACCAGGCCUAAACCAGAAGUGAAAUAAAUAGGGUUACCAUCUGGCCGGAGUUGAAAAUCAGGACACCUGUCACAGUUACGAUUAAGACCAAACCAUUAUGAUUCUUUGAGUUAGAAAUAAAUUUGAAAUUUAUUUGUUUAACAUAUUUCUUGGGCGAUCCAUGCGGUGAAAAUACUCCGGACGUGAUGGCUUCUGUCUUUUUACAAGCACAGGAGAUUGUUUUGGCGGUCUCAGAGUCAUCAAACAUCAAGUGCAAUAGUACCGAAGUACAAGCCACGGAUAUAAAAUACAAGAGCUCCUUGUGCAACCCAAAUUUCUGCACCACAUAGUUCAACAUGGAUUUGGAAGUGAAUGCCAAUCGAGUAUUCUUGCAAUUUUUCGAUGUUGGGAUAUGCUUUUCCUAAUCAAAUUUUUUAUUUCAAAAAAUCUGUUUCUAUCAAAAUGCCUAAAUCUGAAUACCGCUAUGAGCCAUCGACACUUAUGAAUCCCAUAUGCAGCGUUGGCUUCAUAAUCCUUAAGUUCUUUUGUAAAAAAUACUUCUGACGCAAUUCGUCGGUCAAAUGACACUUUCGUUUGGACAUUUGAAAAAAAAAAACUUGGAAUAACGAGCCAAAACACAAAAACAUCACCGUGACCAGUGAAACAAAAUCUCUAAAUGAAAAUAGUUGAAAGAUCUCGUGGAAGAUCCAACUGCUACUCUGUAUAUGCUCCCAAAACUUUAGUCUUCAAUCAAAAAGGUUUUACUAAAAACAUAAUACACUGAGAAUAAUUCUGAUUCUGCAACAAAAUUUAAUUUCUCAUAAAAAUCAGGACAAAGGCUAGAUUGUGAAAAACGCCCCAAAUAGAUCUUAAAAUCAGGACAUGUCCUGCUAAAUCAGAACAGAUGAUCAGCAAAGAAGUACUUCAGAAUCAUUGACUUCUGUUUUUGCAUCAAAAACGCCGUGAUAAUUGGAUAAUUUGGCAUUAAUUCAUAAAAUCCGGAAAGUCAUUGCAUGGUUUAAUGAAUAGGGGCUUCAGAUUCUGAACUGAUCAGCUUGUUUACCAGAUCAAAACCAUAUCAAGACCUUAUGAGGAGUGAUCGUACAGCUUACAAGCAAUAUGAGUGAUUUGAAGAGCUUAAACAAGCAGUACCCGCUGCGUAGAACGAGAUACACACUACAACAUCUCACAGCUUGGUCGAAACCACUCCGAAUGGGUUAUUUGAACUGAUUGAGAACUAAAGAUAACCUACCAAUUAGAAAUUUAUUGUAAUUCAUGUGAAAUCGACGUUGAUUUUGUAAGAGAGUGAGAGUUUUUUCAUCUGGUUUUAUAGUUAUGAAAAACUGGAAUUUUAGUUUUUCGAAUGUUUCGCGACUGGACACAACAAUAAAGUUCAAAUAGCCAUGAAGACAGUUAUUAUACAGACAAAUGGAGUGCUUCUAUAGUUGUGAAACGCAGUGUAGCAUUUAAGAAUAAAUGUAUUAAGUAGUUUAACUGGGAAAUUAAGUUAUGAUUGUUUUUAUGAUAAAACAGAAUUAUCUUUAAUUUAGAAAGCUCGAACUAAUUCAUAAUGCCAUUUGUAAUUAUUAUCAAAAAACAAAUGUCUUGUGGUAGUUAUUAAUAAAUGAUUAACAAUACUAUCAUAAUUUCACACAGCAAUUAAUCAUCAAAAUCCGAUUGCAGCUAGUAACAGCUGAACGACAAAACAUAGACCUUACAACAUCGAGAUUCUUGAGUUUGAGUGAUUUUUGAGAGGCUUUAACUUUUUGGAAAAUGAAGAUGGGAUGUACAUUAUUUUGAAAGUUUGUGGUUUUCGAACAUUCUACGCUCAUGUUUCUAUUUUCUGUGUGUAGGUGUACUAGACAAAAAUAAUGAGAAGAAAUAAAAAAUCGAUUUGCUCCUGUUUUACGAAAGCUUUUUUUUUUUUGCUAAGUCAACCAAGUCAACAAUCCAAUCGACCUACACUUACACACAGCAAGACAAAAAUACGAGCGUAAAGUAUACAAUGAUGUGCGUUCCAUCUCUCUACGCUGAUCACGAAGUUAUAGCCUUUCAAAAAUCACUCAAAAGCCUCAAUGAUGCAAGGUGUCCCAAUAAUUUUUUUGGUCGAGUAUCAAUGUGUAUCAUAUGUUCUGUAUUUUUAUAACUAAACUCUUCGUUCACCCUGAGUACUCAGUAUUUAUACUUUUGGGCUGUGUACGUUGUUCUGGAUUAAAAAAAAUACACUGCUUAAGGCUCGAUUCAUAAAGAAUCCAGAAU